This is a messenger RNA of Emiliania huxleyi CCMP1516, 258 nucleotides long. RefSeq lists its product as hypothetical. The transcript has 2 exons. The coding region runs from base 1 to 258 and encodes 85 amino acids. The record is from RefSeq and is a predicted model, not a curated record. Lineage: Eukaryota; Haptophyta; Isochrysidales; Noelaerhabdaceae.
AUGAAGCAUGUCUCCAAAAAGGAAUCUCAAAACGAAGAGGACCUCAAAAAGAAACUACGCUCGCUUGGCCUCCACUUCGUGAUCAUGUACGUGCCCGUGCUCGCGACCAUCUUUUCGAUCGUGCCGCUCACGCUCAACGACUGGCUCCUCGUGCUCGCCUUCUCCUUCCCCGUCAUCAUCGUCGACGAGGCGCUCAAGCUCGUCGGAAGGGUGCGCGAGCGCGCGGCCUUCCAUCGGCGCAUGGAGAAGGAGGAGUAG